CCUUGCUAUGAGCUGGCCCCGCCCCCUAGCCGCCGCUGCGGGAGAGGCCCGGUCCGGAGUUUGCGGAGGACCAAGCGGGGCGCGCUCAGGCCGGCAGCGGCGACUCAGAUGAGGACGCUGAGGCCCAUGAAGUGAACCCUGCUGCCCACAGCCACGCGGAUUUCUCAACUGCUGUCUGGACUGGAAGCGUGGCAAGAGGACAGGCCCGAGCCCCGGAGUAGCCAGCACACACCCCAGGUCCCGGGGCGUCGCCCCGCUUGUCGCCUCAGCUGAUGCCGCUGGGACUGGGGCGGCGGAAGAAGGCGCCGCCGCUGGUGGAGAAUGAAGAGGCCGAGGCAGGGCGCGGCGGGCUCGGCGGCGAGCAGGGGCCACUGGGCGGGGUGGGCGCGGGGCUCCCCCAGGCUGGACUACCGCCCCCGCCCCCCGCGCUGCGCCCGCGUCUGGUGUUCCACACGCAGCUGGCGCACGGCAGCCCCACGGGCCGCAUCGAGGGCUUCAGCAACGUGAAGGAGCUGUAUGGGCGCAUCGCGGAGGCCUUCCGCCUGCCGCCCGCCGAGGUGAUGUUCUGCACACUCAACACCCACAAAGUGGACAUGGACAAGCUGCUGGGCGGCCAGAUCGGGCUGGAGGACUUCAUCUUCGCCCACGUCAAGGGGCAGCGCAAGGAGGUGGAGGUGUUCAAGUCAGAGGACGCGCUGGGCCUGACCAUCACUGACAACGGCGCAGGCUACGCCUUCAUCAAGCGCAUCAAGGAGGGCAGUGUGAUCGACCACAUCCAGCUCGUCAGUGUGGGUGACAUGAUCGAGGCCAUCAAUGGCCAGAGUCUGCUGGGCUGCCGCCACUACGAGGUGGCCCGGCUGCUCAAGGAGCUGCCCCGCGGCCGCACCUUCACGCUGAAGCUCACAGAGCCUCGCAAGGCCUUUGACAUGAUCAGCCAGCGUUCAGGGGGCAGCCGCCCCGGCUCCGGCCUACAACUGGGCACUGGCCGAGGGACCCUCCGGCUGCGAUCACGGGGCCCCGCUACAGUGGAGGAACUGCCCUCAGCCUUUGAGGAGAAGGCCAUUGAGAAGGUGGACGACUUGCUGGAGAGCUACAUGGGGAUCAGAGACACCGAACUGGCAGCCACCAUGGUUGAGCUGGGGAAGGACAAAAGAAACCCAGACGAGCUGGCCGAGGCCCUCGAUGAACAGCUUGGUGACUUUGCCUUCCCGGACGAGUUCGUCUUUGACGUCUGGGGUGCUAUUGGGGACGCCAAGGUUGGCCGCUACUAGGAACCCACUGGACCUCUCAGUGACCAGGGCCAGCCUGCUGGAGGUCCCAGAGGGGACACCAGGCCGGGACCCUGCAUGUCCAGCUGGAGCUCGUAGAUGGAGCUCAGUGGUCAGAGGGUGGUGUGCAGCAGCAGCAGCAGCAGCAGCAGCAGGGGACCCCAGCCCUGCCUGCUCCAGUCGGUACCACGGUCUUCCCGGAUCCCAGACUGGCUGGGUUCCCUCGCCCCCUACCUCAGCUGGAUCAGGAGCCUGGGGAGGGCCCCACACUGGGCGGCCCCCCCCCGCCACGUUCCACUGUCAGCUGCCAAGUGGCUCCUGCAUCUCCCUAGGGCCUAGGUUCUGUUUGGGGUUUCCUAACACAGGGAAUGCAGGUGGGGUCCCCCUCAGCAAAUGCAAUAACCCCCUCCCAUGCCCCCUCCUAAGAGGAGCCCCUGACUUGGAGUCUGUUACCUCCAUGUUGGGGAAGAGUUUGCUGUGAACCCCCCAACCAUCCCCCAACCCUGUUGUCUCACCCUCCAGGCCCCAGGGAGGGAGGGAGGCAGAGGCAGCGAUGGCAGGGGCUUUUGUAUCUGAAUUUCUGUCUUGAACAUAAAGGAGCUAUCUGGA
Messenger RNA from Chinchilla lanigera (long-tailed chinchilla), 1877 nucleotides. It is a transcript of the gene Gipc1, whose product is annotated as GIPC PDZ domain containing family, member 1. Gene Ontology annotation, molecular function: protein binding. The transcript is spliced from 9 exons. NCBI's taxonomy places the organism in Eukaryota, Metazoa, Chordata, Mammalia, Rodentia, Chinchillidae. The coding region runs from base 273 to 1271 and encodes 332 amino acids. The record is from RefSeq and is a predicted model, not a curated record.